AUGCCCAAGCGCCAACUCGAAGCCAGGCGCGGACACGAAAUGAACCAAGAAGUCACUCAGAUCAAUAGUGACAUCGAGCUCCUGGCAGCCAUGAAGGAUCUCAUGAACGAGAAGGCCGCUACCGAGAGCACUCUAUCCGAGACCACCGAGAAGCUGAACGCGAGCAUAAUCCUAGCACAAGACCGUUCGAAGGACGUCACUCGCCCGAUCAUGACGACUACCGAGAAAGGCAGCAGCCUCCGCGAUGUCCAAAAUGGCGUCCAAGGUCUCCAAGACAAGCUUCGUGAGGCUGAGAGAGCCCAAAAGGAAGCGACCAAGAACCUCGAGAUUGCUCAAAAUACCGUCAGCAGGCGCGACAACCGUAUCCUAAAACUCGAGGCAAGUCUCAACGCUCACAUUCGAAAGGCGGCAGAGAUGUCCAAGGAACGCAAAACGGCUAUCGACAUCGCGAACAAGAAAGCCGAGAAGUCUUCCAAUGACAUCCGCGAGCUCCAGAGACGACUCCAAGAUGCUACCAACAUGUGCAAGAAGCGUGACGACACUCUAAAGACAGCACACAAGGAGGCCAAGACGGCAGCCAACACUAUCCUGGAGCUUCAGCAGCAGCUAGAGAGCGCCGAGAAAUUGACUUCACAACAACAAGAAUCCGAGAGCAACUUUGAGGAGCUCUACUACGCCGAGAAACUGAAGUCCAUCCGAGCCCGUCGCAGUACCGCCAAGUACAAGGCCGACGCUGAUCGUCUUCCAGCUGCCACCGCAAGAAUCGAAGAGCUGAUCGAGCGCAAUAACGGCUAUGUUGCUGCCCAGAAGACCCUGAGGGAGACUUUCAAGCGCCAAGACGAGCAGCUCGCAUACUUCGACCUAGGCGGCUAG
Molecule: messenger RNA, 873 nt
Organism: Alternaria infectoria
Lineage: Eukaryota; Fungi; Ascomycota; Dothideomycetes; Pleosporales; Pleosporaceae
Exons: 2
Coding region: 1-873 (290 amino acids)
Source: RefSeq, a predicted model, not a curated record